CGAUACAGUCACGUCGUAACGAAAUUAAACUCAGGAAUACAGUCUUUCAGGUUAAUGUAAGAUUAUUUUUCAUUACGGCAACUCUGAUUUCUGAGCGUAUCUGAUUACAGAUGGUAUACACGGACGCGACCUCUGUACAGUAUAUGAGUAGGCAUGUUGUCAGGGCAAUCGUGACACACGGCAGCGGACCUGUGGACUCCAAUUUAAGGUUCCGUUUUCUUGCAGAAAAAUAAUACGACUCGUAGGGCCAAUAUUUUUUUGCUCCUUUUCAGUUCAGGAAGUGUACAGUAUACUAUCAGUCUUGCGCUCUCUUCAGUGAUUUUGUUCGCUGUGGAUUGUGGGAUUUGGAGAGACAUUGCCAAGGCUAGUUGUUUUGUUGCAGACAGAAGACGGACAUAUUGCGCUACUGCCGUCAGCACAAUGUCAAGCCGAGGAGGAAAGAAGAAAACCACUAAAACAUCCCGGUCGACUAAGGCGGGAGUGAUCUUCCCUGUGGGCCGGAUGUUGCGCUACAUUAAAAAAGGCCUCCCCAAAUACAGGAUCGGUGUUGGAGCUCCGGUCUACAUGGCAGCAGUCCUGGAGUACCUGACUGCUGAAAUCCUGGAGUUGGCAGGCAAUGCUGCCAGAGACAACAAGAAGGGUCGUGUCACUCCCAGACACAUCCUGCUGGCUAUUGCCAAUGAUGAGGAGCUGAAUCAGCUGCUGAAAGGUGUAACCAUCGCGGCAGGAGGGGUUUUACCGAACAUCCACCCAGAGCUACUAGCGAAGAAAAGAGGUGCCAAGGGGAAACUGGAAGCGGUCAUAACUCCACCGCCUGCCAAAAAAUCCAAGACAUCACCCGCUAAGAAAGCAGCUGCCAAGAAACUGGGUGCCAAAAAGGUGUCAACCAGGGCUAAGAGACAGGGGGACGUGAGUAAAACAGCCAGUGCAGACAGCACCACAGACGGAACUCCAUCAGACGGCUUCACUGUCCUCUCCACCAAGAGCCUCUUCCUCGGCCAGAAGCUAAACCUCAUUCACAGUGAAAUCAGUAACUUGGCUGGCUUUGACGUGGAGGGUGUAAUCAACCCCACCAAUGCUGACAUUGACCUUAAAGAUGACCUAGGCAGUGCACUGGAAAAGAAGGGAGGGAAGGAGUUUGGGGAGGCAGUUCUGGAACUGCGCAAGAAGAACGGGCCAUUGGAGGUUGCUGGAGCCGUCCUGACAUCAGGGUAUGGCCUUCCUGCAAAGUUUGUCAUCCACUGUAACAGUCCAGGCUGGGGCUCCGACAAGUGUGAGGAACUACUGGACAAGACAGUGAAAAACUGCCUUGCCCUGGCCGAUGAAAAGAAACUCAAAUCAGUGGCUUUCCCAUCUAUUGGCAGUGGAAGAAAUGGAUUUCCCAAACAAACUGCAGCUCAGCUCAUCCUGAAGGCAAUCUCCAGCUACUUUGUGGCGACCAUGUCAUCUUCCAUUAAGACGGUUUACUUUGUUCUCUUCGACAGUGAGAGCAUAGGGAUCUAUGUGCAGGAAAUGGCUAAACUUGACACUAAUUAAACAUUUUUCUCAUCCCCAAUUUUAUGCUUGUCUGAGAUUUUCAGAGAAAAAAGAAGAAAAAAAAAAAGAAAAUUUACCAAGGAAUUGUUGAAGGGUUUUAUGAAGAAGCAACUCUAUGCUGUCUCUUUCAGAUUUCUGUGUUUUUUUUGUUGUUGUUUUUGUUGUUAUUGUCUUACUGAGUGAUGGACACUGACCUGAGAGAGCAGUAGCAGGUUAUGGAAGUGCUUGGUUAUCAGGACCCUGUCGUCUGACGGGGUUAUUUUCAUGGUCGUUGAAUGAUUGUUGCAUUCCAACUCUUUGCCAUGAGUUUACUGUAAAGAUGAUUCAUUAAUUUUGUGUGUUUGUGCUGUACCCUGAUGGUGUUCUCAUUACUGUCUUUUUUGUGGGAGAAACCUUUUUGGUGACUGUGUGUAUUAUUCAUGUAAUAGAUGGAGUGUAUGUAACAGGUUUUA
This is a messenger RNA of Chanos chanos (milkfish), 1988 nucleotides long. It is a transcript of the gene macroh2a1, whose product is annotated as macroH2A.1 histone. The transcript has 9 exons. Gene Ontology annotation, biological process: nucleosome assembly. Gene Ontology annotation, cellular component: nucleosome. Bases 421 to 1536 code for a protein of 371 amino acids. NCBI's taxonomy places the organism in Eukaryota, Metazoa, Chordata, Actinopteri, Gonorynchiformes, Chanidae. The record is from RefSeq and is a predicted model, not a curated record. Gene Ontology annotation, molecular function: protein heterodimerization activity; structural constituent of chromatin; DNA binding.